Molecule: messenger RNA, 345 nt
Organism: Gongylonema pulchrum
Lineage: Eukaryota; Metazoa; Nematoda; Chromadorea; Rhabditida; Gongylonematidae
Source: the annotation of a GenBank genome assembly
AUGACCGGUGAAUUCUAUGGGACGAUCAAGCCACAGGCAAACUUCAAUGCCGAGGAAGCAGCUGACAGAUUGUAUGAAGCGAUGAAGGGCCCCGGAUGCGAUAAGUAUAAAGUCAUCCAGGUGAUUGCGCACUGCAACAACGCUCAGCGACAGAUGAUGCGCACACCCUAUAAGAAUAAAUAUGGGAAGGAUUUGUCCGAGGAAUUGAAAAAGGAGCUGUCCGGCGAUUUCGAGGAUGUCAUUCUGGCGCUAAUGGACACACCAACCAAAUAUGAUGCCAUGCAGUUACAGAAAGCUAUGAAGGUAUGCUUGUGUUUUUUGUAUCAUAAUUGUGGACUGUAUUAA